AUGACGGGCGGCGUGCUCGGGAUGGGGGCGAAGAAGACGGGGGAGAGGGCGUGCGAGCGGUGCAACGAGGGGACGAAGAAGACGCCGGGGAGGAUCGCGUGCGGGCGGUGCCAAGGGAACAAGUUUUUGCUGUUUCGAAGCGCGGAUUGGCGAUGA
Molecule: messenger RNA, 156 nt
Organism: Ostreococcus lucimarinus CCE9901
Lineage: Eukaryota; Viridiplantae; Chlorophyta; Mamiellophyceae; Mamiellales; Bathycoccaceae
Exons: 1
Coding region: 1-156 (51 amino acids)
Source: RefSeq, a predicted model, not a curated record